AUGUUUGAUUUUGUUCUGCAGACAGAACCUGCUCCCUGCAGCCUUCUCACCGUAAAGGUCAUAAAAAUGAAAAAUCUCCGGAAGGCAGACCUGCUAACCCAGUCUGAUUGCUACGUGACUUUGUGGAUGCCUACUGCUUCAGUGAAAAAGACUAGGACCCAGACCGUGAAGGACAACAAAGACCCGGUGUGGAAUGAAACAUUUCACUUUAGGAUUCAAAAUGAAGUAAAGAACAUUCUGGAGCUUAAAGUUACUGAUGAAGAUAAGCAUACUGCAGAUGACCAUCUCCUCACUGUUUUCUUUGAUGUUUCUAAAAUCCAACUUGGUGAAACAACCCGCCUGAGCUUUCAGCUGAAUCCAAAAGGUAAGGAGGAACUAGAAGUUGAAUUCACAAUGGAGAGCAGCCCAGAUGUCCCAGAGAAGAUAUUUACUAAUGGCGUUUUAGUGGCGCGUGAAGUUGCCUGUUUGGAAGUUCAAAUAGAUGGGGGAAGAAGGAAAACAGAAAGAAAAUUCACUCUUUCCGUGGGAGGAUCCCAUGAAGAAGCUCAAAACCUCACGUUGCGCACCUGGCUUUGCCGUGCUGCUCCUGCUAAAUUUCACUACAUCAAAUAUAACCAAUCAGAAUUGGAUAUUGAACUGCCAAGGAGACAGCUUCUUACGGCCUCCUCAGACACGAAUGAGUCAGCAACUGUUCCCCUGAACACUCUUCCUAUCAAAGAGCAAGUGACAAUACCACCGAACAAAACAUUUGAUUUGAGCGUGAAGUCAAAAGAUUGGCCGAAAAGUCUUGAUGUGCGUCUAGGAUAUGAUCUGUGCUCAGAUGAAAAGAAUUUCCUACAGAAACGGAAGAAAGUGGUUGCUGCUACUCUGAAAAGUCUUCUUCAUUUAGACCAAGACCUGAAAGACCAUGAAGUGCCUGUGAUUGCUGUGACAACUACAGGAGGUGGAAUGAGAGCAUUAACCGCUAUGUAUGGCACCCUUUGGGGUCUCCAGAGACUGAAGCUUUUGGACUGUGUUUCGUAUAUAACAGGCUCCUCAGGGACAACAUGGACGAUGUCAGAUUUGUAUGAAGAUGCUGAUUGGUCAAAGAAAGAUCUUGGGGAGAUCAUCAAGAAAGCUCGAAUUCAAGCAGCCAAAUCUAAAAUGAGUGCCUUUUCCUUGGAAAGCCUAAAAGCUUACCAUAAGGAGCUAUGCCAGAGGACCAUAGCAGGAUAUAAGACAUCCUUCAUAGACCUUUGGGGACUCAUGAUCGAAGCCAUGCUGAAUGAUGGGAACAACCACCAUAAACUCUCAGAUCAACGACGAGCAUUGAGCAAAGGCCAGAACCCUCUUCCAAUCUACCUGGCUUUGAACGUUAAGGACAAUGUUACCACAAGAGAUUUUAGAGAGUGGGUAGAGUUCACACCAUAUGAGGCGGGCUUCCUGAAAUAUGGGGCGUUUGUUCGUGCUGAAGAUUUUGGAAGUGAGUUUUUCAUGGGGCACCUGAUGAAGAAGCUCCCAGAAUCAAGGAUCUGCUUUAUGCAAGGAAUGUGGAGUAGCAUAUUUUCCAAGAAUCUGUUGGAUGCCUGGCAUGCAGCUGACAAUUCAGAGGACUUCUGGAACAGGUGGACCCAAGAUAAUAUCACUGAGAUUGUACCUGACUUACCGGAGAGACCUCACGAGAUGCCGACUCGCAUGUUCACUCCAGCAGGCAGCCUUUCCAAUACUCUACGGGAUAUUUUGACAGACCGUCCAGCGGUGUCAAAGUACCAUAAUUUUUUGAAAGGGUUCCAACUGCACAAUGAGUAUGCACAGGAUCUACAGUUUUCUAAGUGGAAAGAUACUGUGCUUGAUGAAUCCCCUAAUCAGUUGAGAGAUUCAGCAGAUCACCUGGAACUGGUGGAUACAGCAUUUUUCUUUGAUACCAGCUGCCCUCCACUUCUGAGACCAGAGAGGAAAGUUGAUGUCAUUCUGCACUUCAAUUACACUGGAGGAUCACAAGCUAAGCCUUUGGAGCGGGCCUCUACAUACUUCACAGAGCAAGGAAUCCCAUUUCCCAACACUUUGCUGAAUGAUGAAGAAAAGAAAAAUCUAAAGGAGUGCUACGUGUUUGAAGAUGCACACAACCCAGAUGCUCCCACAGUGAUUUAUUUCCCACUAGUGAAUGACACCUUCCAAAGAUAUCUUGCACCCGGUGUGGAACGUAGCACUGCUGAAAUGUCACUGGGCAAUGUUGAUAUCUCUAGUGCCUUUUCUCCAUAUUCCACAAGACAGGUUUCGCUGCAAGACGAGGAUUUCAACAAGCUGCUGAAUCUAACUAACUACAAUGUCCAGAAUAAUGCAAGCACAAUCCUUCAUGUUUUGCACAAAGCAGUAGACCAGAAAAAACAGGCCUGGUCAUCUCAGGCUGCCUCAUGAAUACACCUUUCUUGUAGGGAUGGGGGGAGAUAUUCAGUUCAGUUACCAUUGAAAGGUGCCAGUUUGCACUUUCCAAAAGUAUAUGCAAACCAAAGCACAGCAAGGCUUCAAAAUUUGCACUUCUCUGAAUUUUGCAAUGCAGUUCUCCGGUCAAGUAAUGUGUACAAAAAUUCAUAUGCUAGGAUAAAUUAUGCAUUAAGUGCAUAUAAUAGUGAAGCAAUAUGUACAAAAGUGAAUUACAUAUGGGGAAAUUGCUUUGCAAAAAGUACUUUAGGCAAAAAUGUACAAAAUUGUGUCUUAGUAGAAAUCUGCACUAAAAUGCUGCUGAAUUUUCAUGAGUGCUUUUAAAAAAAAUGCAAACUGAUGUGGAAGGUGGAUAAAUGAACUUAAGACUGAAACAAUGAGAAACUGAAAUUGAGAGAUUUGCCCAUCCCAACUUCCUUGCCAGCUUAAGAAGAAAACUUGUAAGUGGGGAAGAGAUCUAAUAGCUGGUCAAAAUGGUAGUUGGUUUUAAAGGAACUCAAAUAAUUCAAAACUGACUACUAAUUUUUUUUCUUAGUUUUUUUCAACAUGGGAGACCUCACUUAGCCAAGACAAGGACAGAUAGCUCUUUCUCGAUGUUUACUAUCAUUGCAAUGGUUCUAGUAUGCAAUUGGCAGGGUGGGAUAGGGAGUUCCAUCUGUGCAUUUGAGCCCACAAAAGUUUGGAUCAUGGCAUACAGAUCAUUGCAAUUCCUUCCAUAUUUUCAGAUCCCUUAUUAUUCAAAUGUUUCCCUGUAGGCAUAAAUAUUGAUUCUUUACUAUUCUUUUUAAAUCAGCCAAGGUAGUUUUCUCACAGUAUUUUCUCUAACUCAUUUGAAAAGGGUGGUUAAUCUUUCAUCUAGAUAUUGUUCAGACUAAAGUGUUAUUCUUAAUAACUGUGAAAUACAGCCCAUAACAAACUUAUAUAAAUGCCAAAUUGAAAUCAUGGUUGAACAAUUGAGUUACACUCUGGAGGGUUGUUUAUCUCACAGACUGCAACCUAUAUGCUUUAUCUGGGAGUAAGUCCCAAUGAAUUCAGUGGAGCUUCUUGCUGACUCUGAGGAAACACGCAGGAUUGCACUGUCAGAUCUGUUCUCUUACCUAAUACUAAUUCUUUGUUGCAGGCACAAAGUUACAGCUACCGUAUUUAAUCUUGUGUGUGUGUGUUAAUAGGCUACCUUUAUCUCUUCCUCACAUGUCUUUUGUUUUAAGAACUGGUUUCCUGUAUGAUGGUAGAUGUAUAUAGUCAGCUGAAAAGUUUAUGGUUAGGUAACUGCUUUCAUGUGAAGAAAUGCUAAAAUCAAAAGCAUGAACAAACAAC
Podarcis muralis (Common wall lizard) is the source of this 3738-nucleotide messenger RNA. The record is from RefSeq and is a predicted model, not a curated record. NCBI's taxonomy places the organism in Eukaryota, Metazoa, Chordata, Lepidosauria, Squamata, Lacertidae.